AUGGCUCGCGGCGAUGCUUCCCAGACCAAGGUCCACUACAAGGGCAAGGCCGAGGACUUCGUUGUCUUCGUCGACAGCUCUGAGGCCGUUCAGAACUGGAAGCAGGACUCCAGCAUUCCCCUCGCACAGGUCGUCAGUGGCUUUAAGGUCUUUGUUACUGACAACCAUGGCACCCAGGGUAUUUUCAACACAGCAAGCAAGGGCACACUCGAGAACGAGUUCGGCACCUCAAAUGAGGAUGAGAUCCUGAAGCAGAUCCUCCAGAAGGGUGACGUUCAGACGACACAGAACUCCGAACGCCAGGGUGAUACCAACGAUUCCAAGGGUGCUAUGGCUGCUCAUUAA
This is a messenger RNA of Ascochyta rabiei, 345 nucleotides long. RefSeq lists its product as uncharacterized. The coding region runs from base 1 to 345 and encodes 114 amino acids. The transcript is spliced from 3 exons. NCBI's taxonomy places the organism in Eukaryota, Fungi, Ascomycota, Dothideomycetes, Pleosporales, Didymellaceae. The record is from RefSeq and is a predicted model, not a curated record.